Molecule: messenger RNA, 2464 nt
Organism: Juglans regia (Persian walnut)
Lineage: Eukaryota; Viridiplantae; Streptophyta; Magnoliopsida; Fagales; Juglandaceae
Product: O-fucosyltransferase 10-like
Exons: 10
Coding region: 181-1935 (584 amino acids)
Source: RefSeq, a predicted model, not a curated record
AGCCCCUCUCUCUCUCUCUCUCUCUCUCUGAUUGUAUCUUUGCGACUGAAACUGUGUGAUUUUGUUCGAUGAAAGAAAAAAUAUCUGCUCUGAGCGGAAGUACUCUCAUAUAAGUCCAAAACUGCUUCCUUUUCCGCGAAAGAGAGCCGACGACACACUGUCCUACAUUGUCAGUGGAAGAUGGCCAUGAAACCCAAGAGUCACGCUCACAACGGCAAUGGCUACGCCAGCGACGCCAGCGACGGGGGAAGUAGCUCGCCCAGUCCGCCUCCUUCGCCGCCCCGUCACUCCGGACUCUCCCACUGCCGUCGCCGAGUGCGGUCCAAGGUCCAGUAUGUUCAGUCGCUGAAGGAGGGCUUCGGUGGCUCCAUUCUGUUGCGCCGGAACCUGAGGUACCUGCUGCUUCUACCGCUGCUUUACGUGCCUGGCCUGCUCAUGUGUGUGGGGUCCUUCUCGGCUCUCCUAGGACGGCCUACCCCUCCUGGCUCGGUGUAUCGUAGCCAUGAGAUGUUUAGAAGGCUCUGGCGUGACAUUGAAGCCGACAAUUCCUCCGCGAUUGAGCUGUCCUCAGUCUGGAAAUUCAAAAGGAAGCUAAAAGAGCAGAGACCUUGUCCAAAUUCAACUUCUGGACAACGUUUUGAGUCUUCUGGCCCUAGUGGUUACUUGAUUGUUGAGGCUAAUGGUGGUCUUAAUCAACAACGCUCUGCGAUCUGCAAUGCAGUGGCGGUCGCUGGACUUUUGAAUGCAAUACUAGUUAUCCCUCAAUUUGAUUUUCAUAGUGUUUGGAGGGAUCCAAGUGAGUUUGGUGACAUAUAUGAUGAAGAUCACUUCAUAGCCACACUUGAGGGCUACGUGAAAGUGGUGAAAAAGCUACCUGAUGCAUUGAUGGAAACGCAUGAUUAUAACAUUACUAAUGUACCAACCUUCCGCAUCCAAGCUUGGGCUUCUGUCAGCUAUUACAUGGGAGAGGUUUAUCCUGUCUUGCAGAAGCAAGGGGUUAUCCGAGUGGCCCCCUUUGCAAAUAGAUUGGCAAUGAAUGUCCCACCUCAUAUUCAAUAUCUAAGAUGCCUGACUAACUAUGAAGCAUUGAAGUUCUCUUCUCCCAUUUCAAUUCUUGCAAAUAAAAUAGUGAAUAGAAUGGUUGAGAAGAGCUCAAGAACUGGUGGCAAGUAUGUUUCUGUCCACCUCCGCUUUGAGGAGGACAUGGUGGCGUUUUCAUGCUGUGUGUAUGAUGGAGGAAAGGCCGAAAAAAUUGAAAUGGAUUCAGUUCGUGAAAAAGGUUGGAGGGGGAAGUUCAAACGAAAAGACCGUAUCAUUCUACCCGGUCUCAAUCGAAUUACUGGAAAAUGUCCGCUGUCUCCCUUGGAGGUUGGGAUGAUGCUACGAGGUAUGGGUUUUAGUAAUGACACUUCAAUUUAUCUGGCAUCAGGGAAAAUAUACCAAGCAGAAAGACAUUUAGCUCCUCUGUUAAAGAUGUUUCCCCAUCUCCACACAAAGGAGUCUCUUGUGACCCCAGAUGAGCUUGUUCCUUUCAAGGGAUAUUCUUCAAGAUUGGCAGCUUUGGACUACAUGGUAUGCUUGUUUAGUGAGGUUUUUGUGACAACUCAGGGUGGAAACUUUCCACAUUUUCUGAUGGGUCACCGGAGGUUUCUAUAUGACGGACAUGCUAAGACCAUAAUGCCUGAUAAACGAAAGCUUGUUGUUUUACUGCAGGAUAUGGGUCUCAGUUGGAAAGGUUUCAAGUAUCAGAUGAAAGAAAUGCUCGAUGAAAGUGACCGCAAGGGGAUCCUGGUACCUAGAGUGAGAAAGUUCAACAGAAAAACUUCCGUCUACACGUACCCUUUACCUGAAUGCAGAUGUCUCCAGAAAUCCCACAACACUAAAAGAAAUUCAAAUUCUACAUUCUUUAAUUACCACCUGAAAUCCAUCAGAUAGAAAACUGAAUUUCAUACUUUCACAGCUUUUCUCCCUCGUGCAGCUUCCAAACAGAUGCUUUUCAUUGGCAUUGGGCAUGGUUCUUUUUCUUCUGUUUUUCUAUAUGCCCAUCUUGGUGGUUCAGGCGAGAUGCAGACUUUCCAAUUCCUCAUUUCACGUUACUCUUUUGCCUUCUGCAUGGACAUACUGGAUCUCCUAUCUAGCAUGGGUUAUGCAUGGAGCUGAAAGAAAAAAUUGACUUUGUCAAGAUAGAACAUGAUUCGACUUCAAUGUCUAUGAGGAAAAAUCAGAACUCAAGCAUUGAGGAAGAAAUAUCAGGAUCCUUUUGCAGUUUGAAACAGUUUCUCUGUGAUUGUUAACCGAAGGGGUAUAGCCAUAUAGGCAUGAAGUGUCAAUAAUAUUUCGUUAAUCCUUGGCAUUAAAUGUUUGCCAAUCAUUUUUGUCAUCUUACUCACAGUUUUGAUGUAAUGAGAGGAAAUCUACAAGAAUUUGAGAAAGUUUAUUAUUGAAAAUACAUAAUGUUGUGGAA